GUGGCGUCGCGCGGGAGGGGAGUGCGCGUGCAUCCGAAUGGGUCGAUGAAGCGUGAGUAAUGCAAGAUGCUCAGAGUGCGUGAAUAUGCGAUUGCUGGCAGUGGCGGCUCUGUGUGUCGUGGCGCAUGGCACCUUGGCGAACGAUGAUGAACAAGAAAAGGACAUCGAGGCCAUCGUGCAGUGCAGCACUGACCCGGUGAGCAUCCGCUGCGCCUCCUUCUACCAGAUGGCCACCAUCCACGAGGCGUGGUUCUACGAGACGGGCCACUUUUGCCAGGAGCCGCCGCCGCCGCCACCGCCGACACCGUCCGCCUCGGUCACGGCCGUGCCUCGCUACUCGGUGCUGAGCAGCUUCAACCGCAGGUGCUCGGGCCGGCGGCGCUGCUCGUUCCUGCUGCGGGAGCACCAGCCGAACGCCUGGCGACCCGGCGUGCUGUACGUGCGCUUCCGCUGCGUGCGCCGUGAAGAGGUGACCCGGUACUGCUCCGAGGUACUGACGUCACAGCACGGCUACCUCAGCAACCCGGGCUACCCGCACUACUACCCGGGCGACCUCAACUGCUCGUGGCACAUCCGGGUGGACGAGGGACAGCGGCUGCGGAUCAGGGUACACGACCUGAGCGUCAGAGAGGUCAGCUGGUGUCCCAUUGGAAAGUCAUGGGGGUGCGCAGGGCAACCGCCGGCUUGCACCGACUUCCUGCGCGUGGCCGAGGGCCGCCGCCUGCUGUCGCUCGACUGCGGUGACCUGGAGCGGCCGCUGGUGCUGACCUCGCGCGGCCCCGAGGUCACCGUCACGCUGUGGGGCGAGGGUCAGCCGCUGUACCCGCACAGAGGCACGCUCGUCCAGUACACCGCCGUGGGCUGUCCGUCGCCGUCUCCGCCGCGGGACGGCUACAGUGUACACCGCAACGCCACCCACGCGCACUUCUCGUGCUGUGUCAACUUCGUGUUCGCCGACACGCUGAAGAGAGGACCGGCUGCUGCGCUGCCAGAUGUCUAG
Pollicipes pollicipes is the source of this 1000-nucleotide messenger RNA. Its product is annotated as CUB and sushi domain-containing protein 3. The transcript is spliced from 8 exons. NCBI's taxonomy places the organism in Eukaryota, Metazoa, Arthropoda, Thecostraca, Pollicipedomorpha, Pollicipedidae. Bases 86 to 1000 code for a protein of 304 amino acids. The record is from RefSeq and is a predicted model, not a curated record.